CCAGCCAUGAAACUUUCAUUGAAACUCGUCGCUCUCCUUACGGCCGCGCUCUGUAGCCGCGUUGUCACUGGUACGGAGCCAUCGUUGGAAGACGACCCAGAUGACCUCGCGGAAGCUUGCCCGGACUACACAGAAUACGCCGCAGAGAGACAUCCUCCAUACAGUGAGGGUCCACUCAAGCUUCCCUUCCAGCGCCCCGCCGAAGUCUGUCGGACCUUCUCGUCACCAUAUGUCGAGAAAGUGAUCGAGGACGUAACUUCUCGCAUGGUCGACAAGGACCUUGCCCGAAUCUUCCAAAAUGCAUUCCCCAACACGCUGGACACAACAGUGAAAUGGCACAUUAAAGGCAGCGAGGAAGUGAAGAAGUCGAAAAAGUCGAAAAAAAAGAAGGGCGCCAACCCUGCAGCAUGGGAAGGCCCGCAGUCCUUUAUCGUCACGGGAGACAUAAACGCUGAGUGGCUCCGGGAUUCGACGAACCAGCUGGCCCAAUACCAGGUCCUGUCGAAGAAGGACCCCAAUAUCAAAAAUCUCAUCCUCGGGGCCAUAAACACCCAGGCAGAGUUUGUGAUUCAAUCGCCGUAUUGCAACGCUUUCCAACCACCGCCUGCGAGUCAGUUACCGCCCACAAAUAACGGCCAAGAAGAUUCUGUUCACCCCGUUUACGAGCCGACCGUCGUGUUUGAAUGUAAAUAUGAGCUUGAUUCCCUCGCCAAUUUCCUUUCUCUAGGAAACCAAUUCUACGAGCAUAGUGGAUCGAGUGCUUUCCUCACGGGAAGAUGGUACCAGGCACUUGAUACGGUGUUGAACGUGAUUCAGGCACAGUCUGAAUCCACGUUCGAUGAGUAUGGGAGUUAUGUGCGCAAUGAAUAUACCUUUCAACGAACGACUGAUAUUGGAACGGAGACGUUGAAUUUAGGCGGGAUCGGAAAUCCCCUGAAUAACGAGACCGGCCUGGUUCGCAGUGCUUUCCGCCCCAGCGAUGAUGCAACCAUCAUGGGAUUCUUCAUUCCCGCAAACGCCAUGAUGGCCGUGGAACUAAAGCGAACCGCAAAUGUGCUUCAGGAAACUGGCGGAAACGCAGAACUCAUUGACAGACUCCGUGGCCUCUCUAAGAGGAUCGAGCAAGGAGUGUGGGAGCAUGGAGUGAUUACCCACAAAAAAUAUGGCGAGGUAUUCGCCUUUGAGGUCGAUGGCUACGGCUCUUUUGUUUUAAUGGAUGACGCAAAUCUCCCGUCAUUGCUUGCCCUUCCUUUGCUAGGCUUUGUGAAGGAAGACGACAAGGUCUACCAGAAUACGAGAAGAAUGAUAUUAUCCAAGUCCGGGAACCCAUACUAUUUGGUAGGAUCUGCCUUCCAUGGUAUAGGCGGUCCACACAUUGGCGUUAAAAACGCCUGGCCCAUGUCUGUCCUUGUCCGCGCUCGCACGGCACAGUCAGAUGCGGAGAUCAUGGAAUCCAUCAAUAUGGUCCGAGACUCCAGCCUUUUGGGCCUGAUCCAUGAGAGCGUCAAUGUAAAUCGAAUCCAGCAAUAUACUCGCAGCUGGUUCGCAUGGGCGAAUAGUGUUUUCGCCCAAACCAUCCUCGAUCUUGCAGAAAGGAAGCCUCAUCUGCUCUUUGGCGAGAACGCCAGGCCGUACAAGGUAGCCGAUGUCGAGCUUUAAUCGAAUGGAACUAUUGGAGAUUUUGGUCGUUUUCUCUUUGUAUAUAUGCUUUUUUUUUUUUUUUUUCCCCGCGAUGGCGAAGUCUUGCUUUUUGUGUCCUCCAUACUAAUUCAUUCCUCCCUGACCGUCGAUGCUACAUUUCCUUUUGACGACGGACUUGG
Molecule: messenger RNA, 1820 nt
Organism: Coccidioides posadasii C735 delta SOWgp
Lineage: Eukaryota; Fungi; Ascomycota; Eurotiomycetes; Onygenales; Onygenaceae
Biological process (GO): carbohydrate metabolic process
Source: RefSeq, a predicted model, not a curated record